UAUAUCCAUAUUUUCACUCUGUAUGUCGUGUGAGUGCACAAAAAAUCCGCGAACACUAUCAUCCUCGCCCCGUUGCUACUCUCUUCCAAUUCCAGGCUCCAACGUUCGAGCCUACCACCGCCAGAAUUGUUUCUUGAAAUUCCUCAGCCAACAAUUCUCAAUAGUUCUCUCUCAUGGCGACCGUCUGCUAUUUUCCGAGUUGUGUUUCUGCUUCUUCUCACAACCUCUCCUUAACGCACCAUCAACAGCUUCUGCAGCCAAUAAGAGAUCCGCAUCCGCUUCCCAAGCAUUUCCAAAUACGCGCUUCCGCAAAUACGACGUCCAGGAGAAGUAGAAAGCUAAAAAGCGACGCGGAUCUAUGCAAUGACAUCCGCGAAUUCGUUGCCGCAGCUGGACUUCCGGAGGAUCACGUUCCGUCAACCAAGGAGCUUCUGCAACACGGAAGGAAUGACCUAGCUAACAUUGUCAGACGGAGAGGACAUAAACUGCUUCGAAAGCUUCUGACAAGCUCAUUAGAUUCUGACAUUGAUGUAUUUCAUGCAGAUAAAAACUUAGACGGCAAUUUGGAUGGAUCAGAUGAUUGCAAAGAUGUUUUAACAGGGCAGAAUUUGAGAGAGGGCACUACGCCUGAUGACAUCACAGCAUCAACUGAAGUUUCUUCGGGGAACAAUUCUUCCUGUUUAAAUACUGACUUAGCUCCAAAUGCAAGUGACUACACUUGCAUCUCUAGCGAAUCCUCAACUAAUUCAUCAUCCAUGGCAGAAAUUGACCUAAAUGAGCUCCAACAUCAUGCUAAUGAGGUAAAGUAUGUGGCUGAGGGACAUUGCUCCUCAACUGAAGCAUCUAUUGUGGAUGAUGGUUGCAGUAGUUCAAGAGAAGGUCCUGAUCCCACCUUUGAGAAUGAAAGUUCAAUAGCUGCAGAAACUUCUGGGGAAUCAUAUAUUGAGGAAAAGCCCUCUCAAAAUUUGGGGUAUGGUGAUAUGAUGAGCAAAAUGACUGGAGAUACAUUGUCAUCCACAAUUCGCUUAACAGAAAGCCAGUCCAGCACUUCUUUUGCUGAUUCAGAUCUUGCCACUCAGUACUGGUGUAAAUUGGGAUUUCCAGAUGAUAGCAAUAAUGAUGUUGCUGAAAAUGUACCCUCAAGCACAGAUAUAGAAUAUAUAUCUGGAGGCAUAGAAAUUGAUUAUUUAACUCAUUCUGCUGAUAAUAGUUGCAUAAACGUCAACUGUACAUCCAAUUUGUCUUUGGAGGAGAAGGUUGCAAAAUUUAUUCAAAGUGGAGAUUUAGAUCCUGUUGAAGAUCAUGCCUUUGGGAUAUUAAAUGGAAAUGACGGGGAGGACAGCGAAGAGGAUAUUGAAUCAGGAUCUGCUGGGGAGAUGAAGAAGCACUUUAAACAUGCAUGUAAAGAAAAUACUGCUAUGUCAUUUUAUGGAAGCUCAUCAACAUCCAAGCAAGUUGUUCCGUCUGCAACAGCCAAUCACCUAGUUUGUGAGGAUCAUUGGCAAGAUGAGGAUCAAACUGCUCAUUUUGAUGAAGUUUUUGAUGUUGAGGCUACUAAAAGGCAAAAUGAAAGUGAGAUAAAUAAUCUCAAAUUCAUGCUGUAUCAGAAGGAGUUAGAAUUGUCUCAGCUGAAGGAACAGAUUGAGAAGGAAAAGCUAGCUUUGUAUGCCUUACAAACCAAGGCAGAGGAAGAAAUCAACAAAGCCAGAAAACUUAUCUCUGAAAAGGAUGCAGAGUUACAUGUUGCUGAAGAAAGUCUUUCAGGAUUAAAGGAGGUUGGGAUUGAGUUCUUUGGUGAUGGUGACAAUGUGGAGGUGGCUGGCAGCUUCAAUGGUUGGCAUCACAGAAUCAAAAUGGAUCCUCAACCAUCAACAAGUGUCAUGGACUCGACUGCAUCAAGGAGAUCUAGACUUUGGUCAACAGUGCUGUGGCUUUAUCCUGGUGUGUAUGAGAUAAAAUUUAUUGUUGAUGGCUACUGGAGAAUAGAUUCUCAAAGGGAGUCAGUUACAAGAGGUCAUAUAUGCAACAAUAUACUGAGAGUAGAUAGAUAACAUCUGGCUGUGGUCUCAAAUCUGCUCGCAGGAUAGAAGAGGCUGCAGAAGAGUACAAUGGUUGAUUGCUGGGAAUUUCUACUCAAUGCCAUUCAAUGAACGAGUCAUGUUGGACAAAAUUGUGGACGGUAUUGGAGCAUGGAAUGCAAGAGCGAGCGUAAUCUAGACGAGGAUGCCUUCUGGUACUAUUCUGUUUGUUGUGCAAAAAAUUUACGCAAAUGAGAUUCAGAGAUCGUUGAAGACUGUACAGGUAGCUAGAAAAUAGGGUGAAAAUGAGUUCCUUUGUUUUUGUUUUUUCAUUUUCAGUAUUAAUUAUUAUUUAUCCGUUUCUUUUUGGCGAUUUUAAAAGUCACAACAACCAUAUCAAAAAUAAAGUUCAUAAUGCUGUGCUAUGCAAAUUUUUUUUUGUGGGGGCCACUGCUGUGCCAUGUAAAUUUAUGGAGGUGGUAUUCUUUCCCAAAAUAGUUUCGAGGGGCACUACUCUUGGAAUUACUUAAUUUUAUAUUUUUAAGGUGCUUGUAAUUAAAUUUAAGCAUAUGUAUUUUUAUAGAUUAUUUAUUCUAUAGCAAUUUAUUGUUGUUAAUA
This is a messenger RNA of Prosopis cineraria, 2636 nucleotides long. Its product is annotated as protein PTST homolog 3, chloroplastic. Lineage: Eukaryota; Viridiplantae; Streptophyta; Magnoliopsida; Fabales; Fabaceae. The record is from RefSeq and is a predicted model, not a curated record.